Messenger RNA from Fundulus heteroclitus (mummichog), 1633 nucleotides. RefSeq names its product macrophage mannose receptor 1-like. Lineage: Eukaryota; Metazoa; Chordata; Actinopteri; Cyprinodontiformes; Fundulidae. The record is from RefSeq and is a predicted model, not a curated record. The transcript has 7 exons. The coding region runs from base 558 to 1553 and encodes 331 amino acids.
GAUCAAUAUGAUUUCUAUUUUAUCAAUAUGCUUUUAUUUUAUAUUGUCCAGCCCUAGUGACAAAGCUAGUCACGUGACAUGGUAACGUUCUCCUCUGUUCUCCCUGCUUCUAUCAAUCAAUUUGGAGCCUGUUUUUAAAUAUCUUCCAAACUAUAAAUUAUGGAUCUGGUCCACUGAACCAUGCUACCAGCACCCAAAUGCUGUUACCAGAAUCUGGCCUCCCCAUCGGCAUUAAAGGCAGAACAUCAUAAUUUCUCCUAGAUGUUAUCCAACAAGAGAUUUAAACAUUGCUGCUCUUCACCAGAAACCAGCUUCACAUCCCAUCGUCUGGAGACAGGAAGUGUUUCCAGAUUCUGUUAUAAAGGGACAGGACUGAAAGGCAGGAAAGGUCACUGAGUUCUGUGUUGUUCCUGAUGUCAUGAUCCGUAGGGCUUUGGGUUUGUCACCAACGGUGUUCUAGGUUAUUUAUCUCUUCAGUUCUUCUGUUCUUGGUGUGUCCAGAGAGGUGAUCUGACAGUCAGACUGAAACUGAAGGAGAACAGGAAGAGAGGAACAGGAUGGAGAGAGUCCUCCUCCUGUGCAUCUGUGCUGCUUCAGUGCUGAGAGCUGUCUGCCCACUUCUGGCAAAUAAAUACCGUUUUGUUAAUGAGAUGAAGACCUGGACUGAAGCCCAGAGUUUCUGCAGAGAAAAGUACUCCGACCUGGCAGCGAUACAGGGAAUGGACGACGUGACGAUGCUGAAUGAGCAGGUGGAUCAGAGUAAAAUGGGAGACAACCAUGUAGCCUGGAUCGGACUGUAUGACAACAUGAACAGCUGGAUGUGGUCCAUGUCAGACUCAGACUUCUACCAACAUGAUGAGAAUUUCACAAACUGGGAAACUGAAGAACCAAACAACUAUGCUGGAAUAGAGAGCUGUGUUGAGAUGUAUGAUAAUGGACGCUGGAACGACAAACCUUGUGCUGAACAAAAAAACUCAAUCUGCUUUGAUGUCACAGGGACAAAUGUGACAUUUGUUCACAUUAGCAUCAAAAUGAACUGGACUGACAGUCAGCGUUACUGCAGAGAGGUCCACACAGACCUGGCCAGUGUGAGGAACAUAGCAGAGAACCAGAAGGUCAAUGAGCUGAUGUCACCAGGAGAAAAGGUCUGGAUCGGCCUUUUCAGAAAUACCUGGACGUGGUCGGAUGGAACCAGCUCUGCAUUUCGGUACUGGAGUUCUGGGGAACCCAAUGGAAACAGUGACAACUGUGCUGCUGCAGACAUGAAAAAUCAUGGAAAAUGGGAGGACUGGAACUGUGAAGUAAAAACAACAUUUAUUUGUUCUGCAGAUCCGGUUCACACCAAGCAAGUGAAACUGAAGGUGGUGGGAAGUUCCUCUGUGGACCUCAACAACCCUGAAGUGCUAGAAGACCUGCUGAAAGAGAUGAAGCAGAAGCUGAAGGACCAGGGAGUGGAUGAAGACAUCAGACUGAGCUGGAAGAAGCAAAAGGAUGGAAAGAUCUUCCACAAAGAUGAAGAGAAGUCCAGGAAUAAUAAUAAUAAUGAGCUUUAGACCUGACUCUGUUUCUUCAGAUAAAAUAUCUCCUUUUCUGUUUUCUUCAUCAGUCUGUGUCAUUGUCUGAUUAUGAGGUU